AAAGGUGUGGGGGAAUGAAUUACACGUGUUGGCCCCUCCUCCUCCUGCAGCGGUGCGCCACUGAGUUGAAGCGCAACAGCCCGGAUAGUGGAGCGACCGCUUCACUGCUCCACUUUGGUGAGUUCGAUGACAGGACUUCUGGAGCAGUCGAUGCGUGCGUUUGGAGUGCAUUGCUGGUAAAGACAAGGGGAUCUAGUCUCGACCCGAGGUUCCUCCUCUGUCAGUUGGAUCAAUAUGAAACUUUUGAUUUGUGUGGUAACAGUCACCUUGGCGCUGAGAUCUACGCACGGAGGCACAGAGUUUGACGAGCCAUGCGCAGGCCUGGACUGCAGCAGAGGAUGCAGGUGCAACCCUGAGAAAGGCAGCAGGGGACGUCCGGGGCUUCUCGGCGAAGCUGGUCAGAGCGGACCAGAAGGGCCACGUGGGAGCCCAGGGCCUCCAGGGCCUAAAGGAGAGAAGGGCCACUUUGGACUUAAAGGACCAUCUGGUGUCAAAGGAGACAAAGGACCGAUGGGAGUGCCAGGGUUCCCAGGAAAUGAUGGAGUACCUGGUCAUCCCGGUCAGCAGGGUGGCAGAGGCUUACCAGGACUAGACGGUUGUAAUGGGACCAGAGGUGAUCCUGGAGUACCAGGCUUUGGGAGAGGUGCACCUGGGUCCCCUGGGCGUACUGGGCCUACUGGGCCAAAGGGUCGGAAAGGAGAACCUCAAUACAUCACAGUUAAUGACAUCAAGGGUUCACCAGGUUUUCCAGGAGCGGACGGUAAACCUGGUAUCAGAGGUCCUGGCGGUCCCUAUGGUUUGGCUGGUCCAAGAGGACCUGACGGCUUCCCUGGUCCACCUGGUCCUCCCGGCCCCCCGGGGCCCAUGGGGUCCCGCAGUGAUGGACAUCAAGGAGAGAAAGGAACCAAGGGUGACGUGGGUCUUCCCGGACCUAGUGGAUCUCCGGGCGACGAGUCAAGAGGCGGGCAAACCCUCAUUAUCAACAAGGGAGAUAAGGGUGAACCUGGCCCAAAAGGAUUCCGAGGAUUCCCCGGCAAUCCUGGCCCACCUGGACCUUUUGCCUAUCGUGGUGAAACUGGAGAGAAGGGCAUCCCUGGAUACCCCGGGCCAAGAGGCCCUCCUGGUUUUAACGGACCUCCUGGCAUUCCAGGACAAACGGGAUACAGAGGUAAUCCAGGCUUCAUUGGGCAACCAGGAUACAUAGGACCCAAGGGAGACCAGGGAGACCCCGGACCCCCAGGACCUCCUUCUUACACUAAUGACAACGGCAAUUCUGUUCAAGGCCCACCAGGGGAACCAGGUCUUGAUGGCCUGCCCGGUGCCCGUGGUGACCAGGGAGCUCCAGGGUUCCCGGGAGCACAAGGCCCACCUGGAUUACCAUCUGUAUAUGAAGGCCGUCCAGGUCCCCAGGGUUUUCCUGGGGGCCCAGGCCCAAAGGGGGAGAAAGGCAGGCCGGGCAUACAAGGCUAUGGCACUGCAGGAAUCCCAGGCUUCCGUGGACUCCCCGGACCUCCUGGCCCUGCUGGACCUCGUGGACCUCCGGGUCGUGGGCCGGUUGAACCCUGCUUCACCUAUCCUACAGAUACGCCUGCUAAUGGAGGGCCUGGGCCUCCUGGGCCUCCUGGGCCUCCUGGUCCUGUAGGACCGCCAGGUGAAAGAGGAUGCAAAGGUGAUCCUGGAGAUUGUGCCUGCCUAGGAGGCAUCGGGUUGCCUGGGUUACCUGGACCACCUGGAGACAACGGCACCCCCGGCUUCCCUGGGCGAAGGGGUGAGCCUGGUGACCUCGGUUCACCCGGCUUUAAUGGUAUACAGGGACCUCCUGGUCGACGUGGUGAAACAGGUUUCUUUGGUCGUAAGGGAGAGAAGGGGGAACCUUACUACCCCGACCUGGAUUUAGGGGUGAAAGGAGAGCUUGGAGCUCCUGGACCAAGAGGACCUACUGGUGAAACUGGAAAACCUGGCAGAAGUGGAUUCCCUGGGUUCCCUGGAGGCCCUGGACCCCCUGGUGAUGCUGUCUUUGGCACAGUUGGAGAGAAAGGUUUUCCAGGGUUUCAAGGGCCUCGGGGUCGUCCCGGCGGCCCUGGGGAGCCCGGUAUUGGCUACAUUGGUGCCCCUGGCUUACGCGGAGAGCCGGGAUAUCCUGGUAUACCCGGGUUGCGAGGGCCACCCGGGUUGCGAGGGCCACCUGGUUCAUCUGGACCAAAUGGUGAAAACAGCUGUGGAGGGGUUAAUGACGUCGGAGAGGGAACGGGCAUGCUGGAACCUUGCACCACAUCUGGUGACGAUGGAGAGCCCGGAGUGCCCGGUUUUCCCGGACGACCAGGCCCUAAAGGUCAGCCAGGUUUACCAGGAAACCUUGGACGUCAAGGGUUUGACGGUGCCAAAGGAGAGAGAGGAGACCCUGGUUUUGGAGGCCAGCCUGGACCAACAGGUUUCCCCGGACCCAGAGGAGAUCCUGGACCUCCAGGUAUCCCAGGACAGAGUUUUGAGGGACCCAGGGGGAAGGAUGGUAUUCCAGGCCGUCCUGGAGCCAAAGGCCAGCCUGGAGAGGUAGUGGGAGCCACAGCUGGACCUCCAGGACAGGAUGGCUCACCAGGAAUAUCUGGAGACAAGGGCCAGCCCGGAAUACCAGGGGGGCCUGGAUCACCUGGGUUUGACGGGCGUUCUGGUAUUCCUGGACUGAGGGGGGAGAGUGGAGUAGAUGGUCUUCCUGGUAUUCCUGGCCCUCCUGGACCUCCAGGUGUGGUGAUCAAUGGCAUUCGUGGUAGACCUGGAGCUCCUGGCGAGAUGGGACCAAGAGGACACCCAGGCUGCCAAGCAGGUCCCCCAGGGCGAAAGGGAGACAGAGGAGACUCAGGUUUCCCAGGGCCUGCUGGGAUGAAGGGAACCCCAGGACUGCCCGGCUUCCCUGGUGAACCAGGGCUGAGGGGACCCCCCGGGCCUGCAGGACUAGGAGCUAGAGAGGGCUACCCGGGAGCACCAGGAAAAAAGGGUGAGAGAGGUUUACCAGGAAUAACAGGUUUCCAAGGACCACCAGGGCGUGGUGGUAGUCCGGGAUUUCCAGGAAGGAAAGGGCUGCCUGGGGGGCCUGGAGGAGAUGGAAGCCCUGGCAGACCUGGAUCCUCUGGCAAGAAAGGUGAUAGAGGAUACCCUGGUCCUCCUGGUCCACCUUCUCCUUUUAUACCAGAGGAGAAAGGAGACCCCGGAAAUCCUGGAAGCAUUGGCGUUACUGGCUUCACUGGACCUAGAGGUGACAAGGGUCUGCCAGGUCUGCCCGGUGGUCAGGGUCUACCUGGACUUCCUGGUUUCGCUGGGCAGAGUAAAGGCCAGCCAGGACAGCCUGGAUUCCCUGGGCAACCAGGAAGCCAAGGCUUCCCCGGACCAAAGGGAGAAGCUGGAAUCAGGGGAUUCCCCGGCAUGGCUGGGGCAAGGGGUGACGAUGGUGCACCUGGUUUCCCUGGCAACCCUGGAGAAUCUGGCUUACCUGGUACCAAAGGGCAACUCGGAGAAACUUUUGCUUAUCCUGGACUUCCAGGAGCCAAAGGUCAGCCAGGAUGUCCAGGCGUCCAAGGUGGUCCUGGCAACAAUGGUGCCCCUGGUGACAAUGGCUUUCAAGGAAGUCCAGGUUUCUCUGGAUUGAAGGGAGCUCCUGGUGAAAUAGGACGGCCAGGAAUAAUGGGCUCCCCUGGUUUUCCUGGGCCAAAGGGCCAGUCUGGCUUUCCUGGAAUAAGAGGAAAGGAUGGGUUUCCUGGUCAACCUGGAGGUCCUGGAGGUCCUGGAAUGAAAGGUUUGCCUGGAUCCCCUGGUUUACAUGGACUUAAUGGACUUGCUGGAGCGAAAGGCCUUCCUGGAACCCCAGGUGCAAGUGUCAGAGGUCGCCCUGGUGAUCCUGGUAUUCAAGGUUUGAAAGGAGAGAGAGGCGUCUCCUACCCAGGAGAACUAGGUCUCCCCGGACAGAAGGGACCGAGGGGAGAACCAGGUGGUCCAGGACUUCCGGGGUUCCCUGGUCGGUCCGGACUUCCUGGAAAACCAGGGCGGACGGAUAGUCCUGGACCUAUGGGAGACCCUGGCUUCCCUGGACUGGAUGGAGAGUAUGGUUUCCGAGGCCCUCCAGGUCCUCCGGGACCACCUGGCCCAGGUACACUCCAAGGAGACAGGGGUGACUCUGGGCUCCCUGGCUUCCCCGGCUCUCCUGGCAAGAAAGGAGAUUCAGGAGUCCCUGGAGGUCCUGGACUCCCUGGCAGCCCUGGUUUUAAAGGAGAACAAGGUGAGCCUGGUUUCAGUGGAGGUCCUGGUCUCAAGGGUUUCUCCGGUGACACUGGUUACUAUGGAAACAAAGGAGUAAAAGGAAGUCAAGGCAAAAUUGGACCUAAGGGUCCACCUGGAGAACCACCACCACCAGCACCCCCUAAAAUUAUUGGGGACCAGGGUUUCCCUGGUGAAAGUGGCGCCCGUGGUGGCAUUGGAGACUUUGGUCAGCCUGGACUGCCUGGACGUCCAGGUCCCAAAGGUAGUCUUGGUUCUGUGGGUAAACUGGGCAGGACUGGACCUACUGGUCCACCUGGACUCGUCGGUGACCCUGGACUCCCUGGUUUCCCUGGCUUGACUGGAGAACAAGGUUCCCCUGGUGCAGUUGGUCCCCGCGGCCUUCCUGGCACUGUUGGCCGCAGUUACAGCAUCGGCUACACUCUGGUGAAGCACAGCCAGAGCUGCCAGGUUCCCAUGUGUCCUCAGGGCAUGGCCAAACUGUGGGACGGGUACAGUCUGCUGUACGUUGAGGGACAGGAGAAGGCACACAACCAGGACCUCGGUCAGCCAGGCUCAUGUCUGCCUAGGUUUAGCACCAUCCCCUUCCUCUACUGCUCCCCUAAUGAGAUCUGCUACUACGCCAGUCGAAAUGACAAAUCCUACUGGCUCUCCACAACCGAACCCAUACCCAUGAUGCCCGUGACCGAUGAGGAGAUACGGUCUUAUAUAAGCAGGUGUUCAGUAUGUGAGGCUCCAUCUCAGGCUGUGGCCGUCCACAGUCAGGACACGAGCAUGCCGGACUGCCCAUCCGGCUGGAGGAGUCUCUGGAUAGGUUACUCCUUCCUUAUGCACACGGCGGCCGGCGCUGAGGGCGGCGGACAGUCCCUGGUGUCCCCCGGCUCCUGCCUGGAGGAUUUCCGUGCGACACCAUUCAUCGAGUGCAACGGGGCCAAGGGUACCUGCCACUACUUUGCCAAUAAGUACAGCUUCUGGCUGACCACUGUGGAUCCCAGGCAUGAGUUUUCACCAGUGAUGCAGACCCUGAAGGGAGUCGAUAAGCGCUCCAAAGUCAGCCGCUGCCAAGUGUGCAGCAAGGUCUUGUAGUACGAGAUGAAGGGUGGAGGGGGGAAACAUCAGGAGGCGAUACACUAAGGAAGGACAGAGAAGUGUUGACAGAAAAUGAGGUGAUUUAUAAUGAAAUUCAUAAAAAAAGAACACACGGCUGACUGAAAACGAGCCCUCUUCUGCUUCACGGAUGGUUUCAGAAUUGAGUCGAACAACAUCGGCCUCGUUUUCAGAGUUAAAAAUCUCCUUUAGGAAUGAAUGGCCUAAUUAAAAGAAGAUUCAGAGGGAGGAAAUUGAAAGAGAAGGGUUCCAGUGUGAUUUCCCUUCUCUAGAUUAUCACUGACAGUGGUGCUAUUGUUUAUGUUCUUUGUCUUUAUUUUGUGUGUUUUCUUGUUACAGUUUUGGCACGAAUCAUUCUCGGCUACGUCGAGCAGUGCCACCCCUCCGUGUAGCACUGCACCGCUUACACAUCUGGGCGGCCUUUCAGAUAAACAUUAGUUGAAUCCCAGAUCUGAACAGUGUUGUUUUUACAUUCUGACCUGAUCUAACUGAAGCAGAUGGUCACCUCUCCUAGUCCUGGUUCAAACACAUAGAUAUAUAAAAUAGUGAAGCGGUUGCCAUAAAACUUGUCUUCUGUUGUGUUGCCCUACAAUCACUGUAACUACAGUUAUUCCACAGAUUAUGUUUAAUGUACAAAAUGCAGUCAAGAGGAAAAAAAAUGAAAAAGAGUUCAACCCAUUUUAACUGAAUUUAACUUAACAAGAAUUACCGCUUCACAGCUGUCAAAUUCACAGGUAUGGGACAGAAGUGAGGUCACUGACCUUUGACCUUUGAUCACCAUAAUCUAAUCAGUUCAUCCUUGAGUCCAAGUGGACGUUUGUGCCAAAUUUUAAGAAACUCUUUCAAGUUGUUCCUGACAUACUGUACGGACAGCCAACCUGAAAACCUGAUGCCUCUCUGUCUGUGGCUUUUGCCGGCACACUGGCAUAAAAAUACAUAAAGAAUAGAAACUGAGAAUGUCAAAGACAAUAAAUACAAUACUAUUAAGCCACGUAAAUUACUGCACAUCUUAUCUAAAGGAAGUAGUUAAUAUUGUACUCAAUACUCAUUGAGGCAACUUUUUAAAGACAAAAUCAAAUUUUCCAAUAUCCAAUCUCAUUAUUUGUCUUCUCAGUUAAUUUCCAUGAAAACAUAAUGUAUCGGCUGGCAACAUUUUCAGGUGCAAGUUACAAUUCUCUAGGAUUUUAUUCUAGUAGCCUACAGAAAGGAUUGUUAACUGAUUGCUGUCUGGAAUUAAUUAAAUCUGUCACUUAAAGUAUGAUGUGCAUAUUUGCCCUUGGAAAUAGUAUUUUGAUAAAAUAGUCUUAACUCAAGGUUGUGUUCCAGAGCCGUGAUAGGUUUUCUCAGGAAACGCCAUCAAAAGACGAAACCUAACUUUUGAAAAUGUUCUAUAUGAUCCAUGCAUGAUUUGGUUUUUGUGCAAAACCUGCAAAACAACCAGCACCAGCUGUGCCUUUGUUGUAUACAAGUGAUCUUUGUACGUGUCACAGUGAGACUGUUAAAAGACAGACAACGUGACAUUUUGAGAGGCAACAUUUAGCAAUACAUUCUUAUUAAGUUGUGCAUGUAAUAAAAAAAAGCACUUUUUCCCUCAAAGUUGCUUAAAACAAAACCUCUGCAACAGUUAACUCCAGUAAUGAAUGACUUGAAUGAGCCACCCAUUUAUAUAUAUAUAUUGCACUGAUGUGAACUCAUAUGGGUUACAACAAAAAAGCGAGUCAAGUAAAGGAGCAUACAUCUCCACUUUCACAGGCUUUCACACAGACUUUCAUUGUUUUGCUAUGACCAAACCAGUGGUUUUAAUUUUUUUUAAAUCACAUUGAAUCCUUCAUUCACCCAAAAUUUGCAACAGGAAACAAAACACACACUCUCUGAUAGGUUGUUAAUUAUUGCUGUACAUAGUGCUUAUUGUCUUUCCAGUCAAACUAGGUUAGAGCAAAGGUCUUUGUUUUAUUUUGAUUUUCUUUUCAAUCUUUAUGUUCUUUCACACAGAACAUGGAAAAGGUUUCUGCCUUUAAAUGUAGAUUUCACAGUUAUCAAUAUGACUGAUAAAUACUGAUUUGCAAAAAUAUACAAAGACACAUAAGAUCAGAGUUUAUCAUUUAUUUUACCUUAGUUUUUUUCAGUGUAAAUUAAAGUUCUCAACUGAGUGGAAAAGCCUAAUAUGAGUCGUUUCUCCUCUUGGACAGUCCUAGCUCCUGGGUAAGGUAACCACUAGGACCACUAUAGCUCUGUCUCUCCCUGUAGCCCUACUUUUAUUGCUUCUGCUAUGUCACAUUGUACUUGUUCUUUAUUUUAUUGUCCCCUUUUUUGUCUACAUUUGUUGAUUUGUAAUCUAAACUAAUUAUUUUUCUUUAAGUUGUGAUAGAGUCCCGUGGUAUUAUUUGCUAUAAUUGGAAGGAAUUGGAAGAUAAUGAUGUGUACAUUAAAUAUCAUGGGGAAAGUGUUUAGGAUGUUUGUAUAUGGAAAAUAUAUUCACUACUUAUGAUUUAACAAGCAUAAAGAGUCAUUUUAUUGUUUGUUUGGACUUUACCCUAUGUUCAAAUCCCAGUUUUAUGCAGCCACAUAUUGUACAUGCCUGAAAAGACAGAAAAGGUUUUUCCUCAAAGAGGAUCUAUAAUAGCAUGCCUGUUACAAUAAUGUGUAUUUUUAUGCUCACAAAUGUUGAAAUAAAAUUUCAAAACCAAAUAAGAAAUUAGGAAUUAUACUUUAUAAGGCUCUGGUAUUGGCAAUAGUUACAGGAGGUGUAUUUGUGGCAAAAAAUUCCACCAAGGUUAAAGACUGAAAUCUUUGACUUAGGAGUUAAAUUCUCAUCAUAAUAGAGGUGUUGUCUACAAAGGAUUUUUAACAUGAAAUGAAUUUCAUAUCACAGAAAUGUGCUGCUAUUUACUAACAAGACAAUAAACAUUCAGA
Molecule: messenger RNA, 8286 nt
Organism: Monopterus albus (swamp eel)
Lineage: Eukaryota; Metazoa; Chordata; Actinopteri; Synbranchiformes; Synbranchidae
Gene: col4a6
Product: collagen, type IV, alpha 6
Exons: 50
Coding region: 235-5352 (1705 amino acids)
Biological process (GO): collagen-activated tyrosine kinase receptor signaling pathway; extracellular matrix organization
Cellular component (GO): collagen type IV trimer
Molecular function (GO): extracellular matrix structural constituent conferring tensile strength
Source: RefSeq, a predicted model, not a curated record